This is a messenger RNA of Drosophila takahashii, 4000 nucleotides long. RefSeq names its product potassium voltage-gated channel subfamily A regulatory beta subunit hyperkinetic (gene Hk). Gene Ontology annotation, biological process: potassium ion transport; regulation of potassium ion transmembrane transport. Gene Ontology annotation, cellular component: voltage-gated potassium channel complex; cytoplasm. Lineage: Eukaryota; Metazoa; Arthropoda; Insecta; Diptera; Drosophilidae. The record is from RefSeq and is a predicted model, not a curated record. Gene Ontology annotation, molecular function: transmembrane transporter binding; voltage-gated potassium channel activity; potassium channel regulator activity.
AAUCAUUAAAACGUUUUAGAACUGGAAACUAACAAAAAGAGAAAAACUUUAAAAACACUAGAAACUUUUAAAGUUAUUUAUAAAUUUAAAUAGCUGAACAAAUAGUUAAAUCAAUAGAAGACAUUUUAAUAGAGAACAAAUAUAAAAAAGAAAAUUAAAUUUCAAUUAUAAAAGACAUAAAUAAACAAAUAGAAGAAACCUACAAACAAUUUAAAUAGAAAUCCAAUGCCUAAAAAAAUGAAUUACAAUAUAAAUGAAUGUAAACCUACAAACACACCAACUAAAUAGAUAUAAAGUAAGUGCAAAUCUAGAAUGAACAAAAUGGCGUCCAAUAGUGUCUAAAAUACAAAUAAAAACCAUAGACGAAAAAAAACAAUAAAUAAUAAAUAAGAAAAAGUGCAAAUAAAAAAUAAACAAUGUCCAUGGCAUUAUGCAAUUUAAAUGGCGACGGCAGCGCGGCGCAGUCGGCGUCCCAGUCGCAGUCGCCGGCGGCCGCGGCAGCGCCGUCGCUCGCCCACUCGCACUCGCACACGCUGCAGCAGGAGAGCACGCCGCUGCUUUUGGGCCACGACCAGGGCAGCGCUGCGGCCGAGGGCAGCGGCAGCGGAGGCGGCGGCGCUGACGUCAUCGACGGAACGGUAACUUCUAUAGAAAUCGCCGGCGAUCCUGCUGCCGUACCGUCGCUGCCUCUGCCGGCGUCGCUGCCAACGCAGCAGCCGACGCCGCCGCCGCUGCUAAUGGCGCUGCCCGCCAACCUAAACUUCGUAACGGGACCCACGACACAGCAACUAAUGAUUGGCAAUGGCGCCGUCGGCGUUAUUCCCUCGACCAAUGACAACAAUAACAACAACAACAAUGUGGACAAUACUAGCGACGAAUCGAACCCGGUCACCAUUUACAGGUGCCGGGCUCCCAUUGCGUCACUCGACUGUAUGGAGGAGUUCAGUGGCCGUUCGAUCAGCCUGGGCUCCAAUCCGGCGCUCCCCCUGCGCCAUGGCUCCACGCCGACGCCGGGGCUGCGGUACAAGAAUCUCGGCAAGAGCGGCCUCCGGAUCUCCAACGUGGGCCUCGGCACCUGGCCGGUCUUCUCGCCCGGCGUCAGCGAUGACCAGGCGGAGGCCAUCCUCAAGCUGGCCAUCGAGAGCGGCAUCAACCUGUUCGACAUCUCGGAGGCGCACUCGGAGACGGAGAUCGGCAAGAUCCUGCAGCGGGCGGGCUGGAAGCGGACCGCCUACGUCAUCACCACAAAGGUCUACUGGAGCACCAAGUCCGAGGAACGGGGUCUUUCCCGAAAACACAUAAUCGAGUGCGUUAGAGCCAGUUUGCAGCGAUUGCAGCUGCAGUACAUAGAUAUCGUCAUCAUCCACAAGGCAGACCCCAUGUGUCCCAUGGAGGUGGUGCGCGCCAUGAGCUACGUGAUACAGCAGGGCUGGGCAAUGUACUGGGGCACCGCCAGGUGGAGCCAGGUGGAGAUCAUGGAGGCGUACACCAACUGCCGCCAGUUCAACUGCAUCACGCCGAUCGUCGAGCAGUCCGAGUACCAUAUGUUCUGUCGCGAAAAGUGCGAGCUCUACCUGCCGGAGAUGUACAACAAGAUCGGCGUGGGCCUCAUGGCCUGGGGCCCACUUUCGAUGGCACUGAGCGACACCCAGAACGGCGACAAGCUUUUCCUGCCCAAGGGAUCCUUCAAGACGAAGAGCUUCUCAUGGACCGAGGACGAGAUCAACCGCAAUGCCGCUCUGUCGCCGCAGGGCAGUUGGGGCAAGGAUCGCAUUGAGGAGGGGCGCCGCCACUGCGACCGCCUCCGCGACCUUGCCGCCCUCGCCGAGAAGCUGGGCUGCAGCCCCACCCAACUGUCGAUCGCCUGGUCGCUGAAACACGAGCCUGUCCAGUGUCUGCUGCUGGGCGCCACCUCGGCCGAGCAGCUCCACCAGAGUCUGCAGUCGUUGCAGUUGCUGCCGCGUCUCUCCUCGAGCGUCAUGCUGGAGCUGGAGAGGAUCCUGGAGAACAAGCCGGUGCGGCCGCCGAUGAUCUCGACGCUGGCGCUCCGGUGACAAUCAGCGUGCCCGCAGGGGCCGCUCAGCCUGAGCGGCGGCGGACCCUGCGGCGCCGAUUCGCCCAAGCACGAGGAUGAGGCCUUCAUCGAGGAGGUGGACGCUGCCAAGGAUGCUGCCAAGCAGGGCUUCUGCCUCAUCCAGUGACGAAAGGAGUCCUUAGAUAACGAUAAUAAAUUUUUGAAAGUGAUUAGCAGUAAAACUAGCCUAAGUAGCAAUACCAUGACGACAACAAUAAGCAAGCAGGAGCAGCAGCAGCAGCAGCAGCAACAUGUGCAACAGCAACAGCAACAACAGCAACCUUUGCUCACCAGCGAUUCGGUAGCUCUACCCAUCGCAGCUGACCUCCAGUUCGACACCCUGAAUAAUAACAACAAUAACAAUAACAACGGCAGUCCGGUGGAUCAGUCAGUGGCUCCCUCUAGCGAUGAGCCCCAGAAGCGUCGCUCCCUGCUCAACUUCAAGUCCCUGGACUUUCACAUAAAGUCCCUUUACAGCGGACUGAGGAGUCACUCGGGCUCAGGAUCGGGAACUACUCCUCCCAGCCUCCAGGCGAACAGCUCGAUUCCAGCGGUGGAUGCUCAGACACAGCGAAGGAUGCCUUAUUUGCGGGUGGAGAGUGUAGAUCCCGAGGAGCAGCGAGGACCGGUGAUCCAUUCGGGACACUCUCCCAGCUUUCUCUCACCCUACAGCGGAGGAGGAGGAGGCGGAGGAGCAGGAGGAGCUGUUAGCCUCCAGUUGCCCUCGGCUGAUGGAGGAACCAUUAGGAGAUCCUCCACUUCGGAUAUAGUUAAUUGCAAGAGGGGAGGGGGAUCAGGGGGUGCCGCCUCUGCCCAGGACAGCCGAAGGCCCAGCACAUCGGAUUUGCUCAGGAAGGCAAGGGAGCGAAAGGGCAGUGAGGCCCGAAUGGGCAGGAGUGUCUCCCACAGUGGGCUAACUAGAGGAGGACCCGGCGGCGGAGGCGGUGGCCUGGGGGGCAGAAGAACCAGCAUGGCCUUCUAGGAAGAAAGGGUGGAUAUUUAAGCAAGGCGAAGAAAGAAAAAAACUGUUGAUCAAAUCUGAAUCAGAAAUAGGCUGACUAAAUGGCGCUUAUGAAUUUUUAUCUAGUAAAAAGAAAAAAAAGAAAACCCAAAAAAAAAUAGAGCAGCUAUUAAGGAACGACUUUUUUGUGGAUCUAUUAUCAUUAUGAUUAUAAUAUGGUUACUAUAAUUGCGCCUCGAAAAGAACUAAAGUUAGUAGACAAAAAACUAAAAACAACAAGUAAUGAACAGAAACAGAAACGUAACAUUUCAUCUCUCUAUUAAACUCUGUAUCUCUCUCUCCCCCCAGCAAUUUAACAUAUAUAUAUACCCACUAUAUAUAUUUAAAGAACCCCCAAACUUUUAUGACAAUAUUAGAACCUAACUAUCGUGUACUAUCGUUAACUAUCGCCUGGCAAAAGCUCUAAAACUAACCUGCGUUCUGGCCCCAAAACAAAGAAAACAAAAAACGAAGCAAGAUCAAGAUCCAUUUAUAUCAUCUUACUGUGAGAGUUCAUAUCAAGCGAAAAACAAAGGAUGCCCUCGAAAUAUGGGUAUAGCAAUGAAGACGUCUUUUUGAUUAAUCGAUUAGUAGAUGACUUAACGAGUGUUAAACGAUUGUUAACGAUAAAGGCGAGCGAUUAGCGAUUAAAGAUUACGAUAAACGAUAACGCAAAGGAAAAUUCAAGUCGGAUAAUGAAAUUUUAGCUAAAUGAAAAGCAAAAAAAAAUAAAACAAAAUAUGAAGAAAAACUCAAGUGAAAAACAAGAAACAAUUCAAAUCAAAUCUUAUUAUAUAGACAUUACUAGCAUUAUGUAGUUAAAUGAUAACAAUUCAAGCGAAAUUUUUUUAAAUCAACAAACGAAAAACAAAGCAAAUGCCUUUCAUAACAGCAACAACAACAAGAAAACAACAAAAAAGUUUAUA